AUUCUUUCCCAGAAUUUUAUUUAAUCCAUCAAACUUUUUUAUUACCAAAAGAAAGACUUUUUAAAGAGAGAGAUAGAGAAAAAUGAUCUUUUUUUCCCCACAAUUAUCGUCAUCAAAUUAGUAAUAUAAUUGAAAAUUAAGGAAGACCCAUUUCUUUUUUCUUAGAUCCCAUAAUAACCCAGAUAAAGACUUGUUAAUUUUCUUUGAAUUUUCCCAGAAAAAUUUGAUCUUGUAUUGUCACAUCAUUAGUCUUGUGAAAGAAGAAAAAAAACCCAGAAAAAAGAUUUCAUUUUUUUCCCUUGAGGAGAGAGAAAAAGAAAGAGAUGUCGGAAAAUAAGCAAGGGUCACCGGGAGCUCCGGUAAAAAAGCUGAUAAGUUCUUCAGGGACAAAACCGACAGCAUCGGUUUUACCCUAUCAAACGCAGCGUUUAAGGGACCAUUAUUUGAUCGGAAAAAAAUUGGGUCAAGGUCAAUUUGGUACAACAUAUUCAUGUACAGAGAAAACAAGUGGAAAUCUUUAUGCUUGUAAAUCAAUACCCAAAAGAAAACUUUUGUGUAAAGAAGAUUAUGAAGAUGUAUGGAGAGAAAUUCAGAUAAUGCAUCAUUUAUCAGAACACCCAAAUGUGGUUAGAAUAAAAGGGACUUAUGAAGAUUCAGUUUUUGUGCAUUUGGUUAUGGAAUUAUGUGCAGGUGGUGAAUUAUUUGAUAGAAUUGUAGCAAAAGGACAUUAUAGUGAAAGACAAGCUGUUCAAUUGAUUAAAACAAUUGUUGGGGUUGUACAAGCUUGUCAUUCUCUUGGUGUUAUGCAUAGAGAUCUUAAGCCUGAGAAUUUUCUAUUUGAUACACCUUCUGAAGAUGCUAAGCUUAAGACUACUGAUUUUGGUCUUUCUGUCUUUUAUAAGCCUGGACAAUAUUUCAGUGAUGUAGUUGGGAGCCCUUACUAUGUUGCACCUGAAGUGUUGUGCAAGCGCUAUGGUCCUGAAAUAGAUGUUUGGAGUGCUGGUGUCAUUCUCUACAUUUUACUGAGUGGUGUUCCUCCAUUUUGGGCUGAAACCGAGUCAGGAAUUUUCAGACAGAUUCUCCACGGAAAGCUAGACUUUGAAUCUGAACCAUGGCCAAAUAUUUCAGAUAGUGCAAAGGAUUUGAUCCGUAAAAUGCUUCAAAGAGACCCAAAGACGCGCAUAACAGCUUAUGAAGCUCUUUGUCACCCAUGGAUUGUGGAUGACACCAUUGCACCUGAUAAACCAUUGGACUCUGCCGUUUUAUCACGUUUGAAACAUUUUUCAGCUAUGAACAAAGUUAAAAAGAUGGCUUUACGUGUUAUAGCUGAGAGCCUUUCAGAAGAAGAAAUUGGUGGUUUAAGAGAGUUGUUCAAGAUGAUUGACACUGAUAACAGCGGAACAAUAACUUUUGAAGAAUUAAAAGUUGGUCUUAAGAAAGUGGGAUCUGAAAUGAUGGAGUCUGACAUCAGAUCUCUUAUGGACGCUGCUGAUAUUGACAACAACGGAACCAUUGAUUAUGGUGAAUUCCUUGCUGCUACACUACACAUGAAUAAAAUGGAGAGGGAAGAGAACUUGAUAGCAGCUUUUAAAUAUUUUGACAAAGAUGGUAGUGGUUAUAUAACAAUUGAUGAGCUUCAAGAGGCGUGUAAAGAAUUUGGUCUAGGUGAAGGUCAUCUUGAUGAAACAAUCAAGGAAAUUGAUCUGGAUAAUGAUGGGCGCAUUGACUUUGGAGAGUUUGCUGCGAUGAUGAAGAAAGGCGACUCAGGAGAUGGUGGAAGAACCAUGAGGGGAAAUUUGAACUUCAACUUGGCUGAGGCAUUGGGAGCAAAAGAGCCAGAGCCGGCUUCAGCGUCUAGCUGAACAAAUUGUCUGCUGUAUAGCUCUGAAGGAGAGUGACUAGCAAUGUUGUUACUGAUCUAUAGAACCUUCAUGUUGCUUUACAUGGAUUGGAUUUUGGAAUCCAAUUUUUGAGAUUUUGAAUGUGGAAGAACUUCCAAUUACUUUAGAUAAAUUAUAGUGGAGUAGUGGAGAAAACUGCAUUUAACUUGUAAAAGAAUGAUAUAUAAGCAAGUUAAUUGAGCCAACUGUAUACUUUCAUGUAA
Messenger RNA from Beta vulgaris subsp. vulgaris (sugar beet), 2104 nucleotides. Its product is annotated as calcium-dependent protein kinase 11. Gene Ontology annotation, biological process: intracellular signal transduction; peptidyl-serine phosphorylation; protein autophosphorylation. Gene Ontology annotation, cellular component: cytoplasm; nucleus. The record is from RefSeq and is a predicted model, not a curated record. Gene Ontology annotation, molecular function: ATP binding; calmodulin binding; calcium ion binding. The transcript is spliced from 7 exons. NCBI's taxonomy places the organism in Eukaryota, Viridiplantae, Streptophyta, Magnoliopsida, Caryophyllales, Amaranthaceae. The coding region runs from base 324 to 1862 and encodes 512 amino acids.